CAUCGGACUGGGGCACCCCGAUAGGCGGGGACGGGUCCCGUUGGUUCUCUCUCCCGGACCCCUAAGGUUUGAAUGUUUUUCACUUCCAGUGGGCCCAGCGCUGAAAACUCUAGCCGAUCCAAUCAGAAUCGUCAUGAAACUUUUCUCUUCCUGCCCCUUGUCUCAACCACAGCCCUGGGGCGGGGACGGGAAGUAGAAGGAAGUUGGUGGGGCAGAGACCGAAGUAGAUGGUUUCCGAGUGGGCGCUCUAAGGGAGGGUAGGGCCGGCCAGCCCCGGGGGUGCUCGGGGGGCUAGGUGGUCCGAAAAACGGGCAGGUGACUCCGUGGCUGCUGACCCUUCCGGCCCCGUGGCGUACGGGCCCCGUGACCCCAAGCCCUCCGUCUGCCACCCCCCGUCCCGCGCCACCUUAGAAUGUUGUGGCGUCUCCGCUGAAGGAAACGAGGAGGCCUUCUUAUCCGGUCGUCUCUGGGACUCCCAUCUUCACCCAUCGGUCCCUGAAGAGUACCAUGUUCCUCGGGCCGCUGCCUUGGCCGUCGCUGCUGCUUCUGACCUGGAGCGUCUCGGGAGAUUUAUCGACUAAGAAGGUGGUUGGAAUAGUCAAUGAAUCCGUGCUCCUGGAACCCACCGUGGUCCUCCCCGAACGUUAUCAAGAUAUCGUCUGGGACUUCAACGGCAGCCGGGAAAUCCUAGAAUGGAAAAAUAACGGGGACGGGAAGCCAAAGUUCUACGCGCACUACGAGAAACGGGUCACGUUCCACCAGAACAACGGCUCCCUGUGGCUGAACUCUCUACGGAAAGAAGACAGCGGACUGUACCAUCUCAAGGUGACACACCUGGACAAUAUUCAGGAGCGUUGGACGGUCAACCUGAGGGUGUACGAUUCAUCGGCUUUGCGAGUGGUGGGAGUAGUCGAUGGAUCCGUGUUCCUGGACCCCCCCGAGGUCCUCCCCCAACAGUACCAAGAUAUCGUCUGGGACUUCAACGGCAGUCGGGAAAUCCUAGAGUGGAAAAAGAACUGGGACAGGAAGCCAAAGAUCUACGCGCACUACGAGAACCGGGUCAGGUUACCCCAGAGCAACGGCUCCCUGUGGCUGACUGAUCUACGGAAGGAAGACAGCGGACCGUACAAUCUCAAGGUGACAUACGUGAACGAUGUUCAGGAGCGCUGGACGAUCAACCUGAUGGUGUAUGACAAAGUGAAUAAUGUCACCGUGAAGGUCAUCGACCAGACCCGGAUGGAUGGGAAGUGCAAUUUGGUUCUGGAAUGCCAGACCGGAACUCCGGGACCACUCAAGUUCAUCUGGGGAUUCAACAACACCCUUUUUCUGGGCAAUCGGACCCUCAACCUCACGAAGAAGAUCCAGGGACAGUCUCUCUGCUUCACCUGCCGGGUGGAAAACCCCGGCAGCUCGGCCAAGAGCAACAUCUGCUUUCCCGAUUCCUGCGUUCCAGGUUCCUCGGCCGAAGCCAGGUGCUCCUUAUGGCUGGCCGUGCUGAUUACCACCGCCCUCGGCCUCCUCUUCUCUCGCCGUUAGACGCCGUCACCGCCGGGACGGAGUCCUGCUGACCGGAGAGCGGUCAAGAAACAGUGGUGCUCAGAAACCUGGGAAAGUACAGUAUGACGAGAAACCGGAUUGUACUUUGCAAGCACUUAGUACAGUGGUCUGCACACAGUAAG
Molecule: messenger RNA, 1679 nt
Organism: Ornithorhynchus anatinus (platypus)
Lineage: Eukaryota; Metazoa; Chordata; Mammalia; Monotremata; Ornithorhynchidae
Gene: CD48
Product: CD48 molecule
Exons: 5
Coding region: 508-1536 (342 amino acids)
Source: RefSeq, a predicted model, not a curated record